Molecule: messenger RNA, 1173 nt
Organism: Penicillium maclennaniae
Lineage: Eukaryota; Fungi; Ascomycota; Eurotiomycetes; Eurotiales; Aspergillaceae
Product: NAD(P)-dependent alcohol dehydrogenase
Exons: 2
Coding region: 1-1173 (390 amino acids)
Biological process (GO): D-sorbitol catabolic process
Molecular function (GO): zinc ion binding; L-iditol 2-dehydrogenase (NAD+) activity
Source: RefSeq, a predicted model, not a curated record
AUGCAAAACCCAUCAUGUCUACUUUAUGGCCCAGGAGACGCCCGCUUUGAAGACCGCCCUCUCCCAUUAAUCGAAGAUCCAUACGACGUGAUCAUCCGCAUUGCCUAUGUCGGCGUCUGUGGAAGUGACGUCCAUUUCUGGACUCACGGCGGCGUUAAAAGAUUUGUUUCUCCUUCGAACCCAUUGGUCAUGGGCCACGAAGCUUCGGGGAUCGUUCACGCCGUCGGGCCCGCUGUUUCCACCCUGCAACCGGGCGACCCUGUCGCGAUCGAGCCCGGCCGUGCAUGCCGACUCUGCAGCCGCUGCAAGUUGGGAAAGUAUAAUCUGUGCCCGCAGAUGAAGUUCGCCGCUAGUCCACCCAACCAUGGUGCGCUGUGCAAGUAUUUCAAGAUGCCUGCUGACUGCUGCUACAAGAUCCCCACCAGUGUAGGGCGGUCUUUUGGGCUCGACGAAGCUGUUCUAAUUGAGCCACUGGCUGUUGCGGUGCAUUCAGUGAGACAGGCCGGGGUUCAGCCCGGAGACAAGGUGGUGGUUUUUGGCGCCGGGACGGUCGGAUUGCUCUGUGCAGCCGUUGCGAGGGAGUAUGGAGCUAGUAUGAUUACUUCGGUGGACAUUAGUCGUGACAAGUUGGACUUUGCGCACUCUUUUGUGCCGAAUGGCCGACUGUCUUUUUCGUCGGCGAUUCCGACGCAUAGUCUUUCGCCCGAGGAGAAUGCUCAGUGUUUGAGAGGGAUGCAUCGCAACGCGCAUGUUACUGAGACGGAUGUUUCAGGGUUUGAUGUUGCUAUUGAGGCCACAGGUGCGGAAACGUGCGUUCAGAUGGGUAUCCAUGCGCUGAGAGUCGGAGGCGCAUUUGUGCAAACGGGGCUUGGGCAGCGUAAUGUCAGUUUCCCGAUUUCGACGGUCUCGGAGAAUGAGAUAAAUAUCAAGGGCUGUUUCCGGUAUGGACCAGGAGACUAUAAGAUGGCGCUAGAGCUGGCCUUUACGCGGAAGAUUGAGCUGAAAUCUUUGAUCACUAAGGUUUUCCCGUUUGAGAAAACGGUGGAAGCCUGGGAGAAAACGAAGAGAGGCGAAGGGAUCAAGACAUUGAUUCGGGGUGUUGGGUACAUGGUGGAGGAUGAAGAGGAAGAGGAUGAGCGGGAGAUCAAGGUGUAUAGACCAGAGUAUAUGUGA